UUCUCAUUAAUUACUUAUUCUUUAUUCUGUCAUUUAGGAUUUGGUCGAUGACCUUAAAUCGGAACUUACAGGCAAACUGGAAACGCUCAUAGUUUCCCUGAUGAGACCUGAACAGAUUUAUGAUGCACAUGCACUAAAACAUGCCAUUAAGGGGGCAGGAACUGAUGAACAAGUCUUGACUGAAAUUCUUGCAUCUCGGACACCUGCUGAAAUCCGAAAUAUAAAACAAGUUUAUCAGGAAGAAUAUGGAGCCGAUUUGCCAACAGAGACCCUGAUGGCCAGAUUAAAGAAAGCCUAAUUGAGCAAGAUGCUCAGGAGCUGUUUAGAGCUGGGGAACUGAAAUGGGGAACAGAUGAAGAAAAAUUUAUCACCAUUCUGGGAACUCGAAGUAUAUCUCACUUAAGGAAGGUUUUUGACAAAUACAUGACAAUUUCCGGUUUUCAAAUUGAAGAAACAAUUGAUCGUGAAACAUCUGGUGCACUUGAAAAGCUGCUUCUGGCAAUUGUGAAGUGUGUCCGAAGUGUUCCUGCCUAUUUUGCUGAAUGUCUCUUUUAUGCAAUGAAAGGAGCAGGCACCGAUGAUGAUACAUUGAUCAGAAUUAUGGUUUCAAGGAGUGAAAAAGAUCUACUUGAUAUCAGACAGGCAUUCAGAAGGGAUUUUGCAAAAAGUUUGCACCAUGUAAUUCAGAAAGAUACAUCUGGUGACUACCGGAAUGGGCUUCUGCUGCUGUGUGGAGGAGAAGACUAGUGAAGUCUACAAUAACACAGAGGACAGAAUCUCAAAUCAUGCCUUGUGCCUUUUCCCAGUUGUAUGGCAUUUAGAUGGCAAAAGCAAUGUACUGUUGUUAGUCACAUAUUAUGAUGCUUCUUCUUGCACUGGCUUGCUUACGUAGGAUUAUUUUCCUUACCAGGGAAGAGGUUUAGAGGUUUUAGAGGUUUAUUGGGAUUUAUAUGCCGCCCUUUUCCCUGAGGGGACUCAGGGCGGCUUA
This is a messenger RNA of Thamnophis sirtalis, 988 nucleotides long. The record is from RefSeq and is a predicted model, not a curated record. Lineage: Eukaryota; Metazoa; Chordata; Lepidosauria; Squamata; Natricidae.